Molecule: messenger RNA, 2484 nt
Organism: Aspergillus pseudotamarii
Lineage: Eukaryota; Fungi; Ascomycota; Eurotiomycetes; Eurotiales; Aspergillaceae
Product: peptidase M24, structural domain-containing protein
Exons: 9
Coding region: 1-2484 (827 amino acids)
Biological process (GO): sphingolipid biosynthetic process; proteolysis
Cellular component (GO): membrane
Molecular function (GO): metalloaminopeptidase activity; sphingolipid delta-4 desaturase activity
Source: RefSeq, a predicted model, not a curated record
AUGGCAGCUCAGGCUAGCGAGGAUCUGCAGAAGCUUGACCUGAACGGCCAGGGCGGUGCCGCUAAAGCGGACGCCCCUACCGCGGGUCAAGCAGAAGCCGGAGAGGCAGAGGACGACUCGGAUGAUGACGCUGAUGAAGGAAACGCUGCUCCCGAAGGCGGAGCCAACGGAGCCGCCAAGAAAAAGAAGAAGCGCAAGUCUAAGAAGAAGAAGAAGGGCGGUGCCAAGGUUCAGAGCGAGCCCCCGCGGGUCCCUUUGUCUCAACUCUUCGCCGGCAAGCAGUAUCCUGAGGGCGAGAUCGUCGAGUAUAAGGAUGAUAACUUGUACCGCACGACCAACGAAGAAAAGCGUUAUCUCGACCGCAUGAACAAUGAUUUCCUGCAGGAGUACCGUCAGGGUGCCGAGGUGCACCGUCAGGUCCGUCAGUAUGCGCAGAAGACCAUCAAGCCGGGCCAGACCUUGACGGAGAUUGCUGAGGGCAUCGAGGAUUCGGUGCGUGCUUUGACUGGCCACCAGGGUCUUGAGGAAGGUGACAACCUCAAGGGUGGUAUGGGUUUCCCCUGCGGCCUGAGCAUCAACCAUUGUGCCGCUCACUACACACCCAAUGCGGGCAAUAAGAUGGUGUUGCAGCAGGGAGAUGUGAUGAAGGUCGACUUCGGCGCGCACAUUAACGGCCGUAUUGUCGACAGUGCUUUUACUGUGGCUUUCGACCCAGUUUACGACCCAUUGCUUGAGGCCGUUAAGGAUGCUACCAAUACUGGAAUUCGCGAAGCGGGUAUUGACGUCCGCAUGAGCGAUAUUGGUGCCGCCAUCCAGGAGGCCAUGGAAAGUUAUGAAGUCGAAAUCAACGGGACCAUGCAUCCCGUGAAGUGUAUUAGGAAUCUCAACGGUCACAACAUUGACCAGCACGUCAUCCACGGAGGCAAGAGUGUUCCGAUUGUGAAGGGUGGUGAUCAGACCAAGAUGGAGGAAGGUGAAGUUUUCGCCAUUGAGACCUUCGGUAGUACCGGAAAGGGCUACGUGAGAGAAGACAUGGAAACAUCCCACUACGCCUUGGUUCCUAAUGCCUCUCCGGUACCUCUGCGUCUUUCUUCGGCCAAGAACCUGUUGAAUGUGAUCAACAAGAACUUCGGCACUUUGCCUUUCUGCCGUCGUUAUCUUGACCGACUUGGACAGGACAAAUAUCUUCUUGGAUUGAACAACCUGGUUUCGUCCGGAAUUGUCCAGGACUACCCGCCACUUUGCGAUAUCAAGGGCUCUUACACUGCCCAAUACGAACAUGCCCUCGAUGCACAGAAUGACCAGCAGUCGGUUCGAAUUCCACCGCCAGAGUCGUCUAUAGUUGAGGACCAAUUCUUUUGGACAUAUACGGAAGAGCCUCACCGUUCAAGACGACAAGCGAUUAUCAAGGCCCAUCCAGAGGUAACCAAGCUCUGCGGUCCCGAACCUCUCACCAAAUACGUCGUGUUCGGCGUUGUCUCCCUCCAGAUAUGCUGUGCGUAUCUACUCCGGGACACCUCGAUGCUGUCCUGGCGGUUCCUUGCAACCGCAUACUUGAUCGGAGCAACCGCCAAUCAGAAUCUCUUCCUCGCCAUCCAUGAAAUUUCUCAUAACCUGGCCUUCCGGUCUCCAAUGGGUAAUCGCCUGCUGGCGAUUUUUGCCAAUCUCCCUAUUGGGCUGCCUUACAGCGCCGCGUUCCGGCCCUACCACCUAACGCAUCAUAAGUCUCUCGGCGUCACAGGCCUCGAUACCGAUCUUCCAACUGCGGUUGAAGCCUUCCUCCUUGACUCCCUCCUCGGCAAGGCCUUCUUCUGCACUUUCCAGAUCCUCUUCUACGCCGUCCGGCCUAUGUUCAUCUACAGCCCGCCCUUCACCUACAUCCACGCUCUAAAUCUUACCGUCCAACUCUCCUUCGACUACGCCCUCACAAAAUUCUGCGGCGGUUCACUACAGCCUUUCUUCUACCUCAUCCUCAGCUCGUUCCUCGCCGGCUCGCUCCAUCCAUGCGCAGGCCACUUCAUCGCAGAACAUUACUUCUUCUCCAAGGUCGACCACGGAACGGAGUCUAUCACAGUGCAGAAGACGAAAUCCACCGAAAAGAAACAGCCCCACCCCUUGGAUAACCUCCCUCCCCCCGAAACAUACUCCUACUAUGGACCACUCAACAUCUUGACUUACAACGUCGGUCUGCAUAAUGAACACCACGAUUUCCCCGCCAUCCCUUGGACAAGAUUACAUGCGCUUCAUCGCAUCGCGAGCGAGUUCUACGAGCCGCUGCCUUGCCAUCGUUCCUGGGUCUGGGUUAUCUGGACGUUCAUUCUGGACAAGAAUGUCGGGAUGUGGUGUCGGGUUAAGAGAGCCCAGGGGGGCCGGAUUGUCGGUGGUGGCGGGAAGUCCGGACGUAGCGGAGAGACUAUCUCGGCUGAGUCGGCUGGGCCGGAGGAGAAUGAAGAUGGGUGGAAGGAGAGCGAACUUCAAAAUUGA